Messenger RNA from Verticillium alfalfae VaMs.102, 795 nucleotides. RefSeq lists its product as hypothetical. The transcript is spliced from 2 exons. The coding region runs from base 1 to 795 and encodes 264 amino acids. The record is from RefSeq and is a predicted model, not a curated record. NCBI's taxonomy places the organism in Eukaryota, Fungi, Ascomycota, Sordariomycetes, Glomerellales, Plectosphaerellaceae.
AUGACAUCCGAGCAGAUCACCAUUGCCUUCAUUGGCGGAGCGGGUACUACUUUGAGUCAAAUCAUUGCGUUGUCGCUCAAGGCAGGUCAUCGAAUUGUCGCCCUCGCUCGCACCCCCUCCAAGCUGUUUUCCGCCCUGGAGGAUACUCACAACAUUCCCAAAUCAACACUGAAGUCGAAUGUCACCGCUGUUCAAGGCUCUGCGCGCGACCUCGGCGCUCUGAAAGAUCUGCUCCGCUGCAACCCAAAGUUCAUCGUCACCGGUCUCACCAGUCUGCCGGAUUUCCACCUCAACCCCUUCCGGCCCGUGACAAUGCAGGACCCGACACUAAUAGGCGACUCUGCGGCCCUGGUCUUGCGCGCGCUGCACGAGCUCAAGGACGAAGGCGCCCUGUCGAGCGCCCCGCUCUUCGUUCCCAUCUCGUCUACUGGAAUAUCCGUCCAGCGCGACCUCCCGCUCAUCAUGCGCCCGGUGUAUGACUGGCUCCUACCCGAGGCGAUUGCUGACACGAAGGACAUGGAGACUGUCAUUUCGAAGGAUGUUCUGGGCGGCAAGUCGGCGUUGGGCGGCUACGUCUUUGUCCGAGCCCCCCUGUUGACUGGCAACCCUGGCAAGGGGCUUGAAAAAGUACGCGUUGGUUGGGUUAGGCAUGAUUCGGACGGUCAGGGAGAGAAGGGCCCAGGGCCGGCUGUUGGGUAUACGAUCUCAAGGGCCGAUCUGGCGGAAUGGAUCUUUGAAGAGGUCAUCCAGGCAAGGAGAGAGUGGACUGGAAAAUGCGUCACGCUGGCUUACUAG